ACGACGCAUAUCUCCCUAUAUCAUACAAGAAGGUUAACAGCAGAAAUCAAAGAAAGGAAGUUAAUAAUCCAUUAUUGGUGCCUUUUAAGGAGAAGAAAAAUAUCCAGUGUACAGUAAAUACAGACACUUUAAGCGGUAUGGAUCCCGCACUUCUGAAAGAGAGAGCUGCUUUCAUAAACAGGGCAAAGGCACAGCCAGCUGUAGAAAAAAGAAAACAUGCAGACACUUCUUCUCAUUCUUCCAAAAAACACAAAUCAUCUUCAUCAUCAAAACAGAAAAUAAAUAAUGGAGCAUCUGUGUCCAAAACUCCAUUCGACUAUAAAACAAGUCAUGGUAGUUCUCAAUAUAAAUUUGGAAUACUUGCUAAGAUUGUGAAAUACAUGAAGACAAGACAUCAAGAAGGACAAUCACAUGGUUUAACAUUGGACGAUAUAUUGGACGAGACAAAUCAGUUAGAUGUCCCAACAAAACAUAGACAUUGGUUGUUAACAGAAGCUUUAAAAAACAAUCCCAAAAUCAAAACACUUAAUUUCGGAAAUGAUCAAAAAUUCUUGUUCAAUCCGUCUUACGAUAUAAGAGACAAAAAAGGCUUACUAAAUUUGUUAAAGAAGCAUGAUCUCCAUGGACUUGGAGGAAUUCUUCAGGAAGAUAUAGAAGAAGCAUUACCGAGGGCUGAGAAGUGCAUGAAAAAUCUGGGAGACAAUAUUGUAUAUGUAGUACGUCCACAUGACAAAAAGAAAGUUUUAUUUUAUAAUGAUAAAUACUGUCGUUACAGUGUGGAUGAAGAAUUUCAGAAACUAUGGAGAGGUGUGUCUGUUGAAGGCAUGGAUGAGAGGAAAAUUGAAGAAUACUUGGACAAACAAGGAAUUUCCUCUAUGCAAGAUGUUAACAUUAAGAAAGUAGUACAUUCGCAGAAACGAAGGAAGGGAAAGAAAAAUAACAAAUUUAAGAAAUUAAACGAACAUUUGGAUGGUGUUCUACAAGACUACUCAGAUAAACAAUAAUUCAAAGAUAAAUAGUGGGUCCAGUUAGCUUUCAGCCUUAUAACAGUAUUUUAUUACCAAGCUAAGGAAUUCAUUGUUAAUGGCAUUCAUGUCUUGUCAUGUUGGGAAAAAUCAAUCAAUUGUCAUAGAUAUUAAAAUUACAUUGAUAAAAAUCUAUUUCAAAUUUGGUGUAACAUUAAAAUGAUUUUUAUGUCAGUCAAAUUAAUACAAAUGUAUGGCAUAACAAGGCCUAAAAUAAAAUAUUGUUUGUUUCCCCAAUCCCGACCGACCCUGCAAAAAUGGUCCUACUCAUAAAAUUUUAUUGUCAAAACUUAGUCAAAUAUUAUUUUAUUCAUUGCCGAUUUUCAGGCUUGCCGGAUCAUCCGAUAAUGUUCAAGCUUUUUGGAAAAAUAAAAUUAUUUCCCUACCUACCUACCCACACCUGCUUGGUAGGGUCGGGAUUGGGGAAACAAACAAUAUAUUGAUUUAGGCCCAAUUAAGAUAGAUUUGUUUUUUAAUGACAGAGUAUACCUAGUUGUUUACAAAAUUAACACUGAAUUUCGUAUGCUCAGACAGUAUGAUCAAAGAAAUAUGAAAUAAGCAAUAUACACACCUCAAAUGUACGUACAUGUUUGUUAAAAAUUUAAAUUGCUGUCCAAUGUAUGGGCAAAUAUUAAAUACAUGUAUCAUUGUGUAUGUGUAUAAUUGAGGAUGACUUAUAUAAAAAUAGCUCUACUGGGCGCCAUUGUGGGCCAGCAUGUAUGUAUAUGUAUUGCAAUCACUUGGUGUUAAUGUAUUUAAAUUGUCUGCCAUUGUCAACCUAUUAAAAAAAUUUAAAUAUCA
Molecule: messenger RNA, 1826 nt
Organism: Mytilus californianus (California mussel)
Lineage: Eukaryota; Metazoa; Mollusca; Bivalvia; Mytilida; Mytilidae
Product: transcription initiation factor IIE subunit beta-like
Exons: 3
Coding region: 138-1004 (288 amino acids)
Biological process (GO): transcription initiation at RNA polymerase II promoter
Cellular component (GO): transcription factor TFIIE complex
Source: RefSeq, a predicted model, not a curated record